CAUUGGCGCACGCGCAUGAGAAGAAAGCAACAGUGCUAGAGCACAACAACACAAGACCCACGGGAUAGGGAUGCUUCGAUGAAGAAAAUCGAUUGAAAUCAAAGAAAACAUUGACAACAGCCGACCCCGAUUGCUGUGAAUUUUGCCGAUUUCAUACGUGUAGAUGGUGCCGAGCCCAUGAACUUGGCUAGUCAGAGCGGAGAGGCCGGCUGCAGCCAGCUCCUCUUCGCCAACUUCAACCAGGACAACACGUCCUUAGCUGUCGGCACCAAAUCAGGCUACAAGUUCUUCUCUUUGUCAUCUGUGGAUAAAUUAGAACAGAUUUAUGAAUGUACUGACACUGAAGAUGUGUGCAUUGUGGAAAGACUGUUCUCAAGCAGCCUUGUUGCUAUUGUUAGCCUUAAAGCGCCCAGGAAGCUGAAAGUGUGUCACUUUAAAAAAGGAACAGAGAUCUGUAACUACAGCUACUCCAACACUAUUCUGGCAGUGAAACUCAACCGACAGAGGUUGAUAGUAUGUCUGGAAGAAUCGCUUUAUAUCCACAAUAUCAGAGAUAUGAAAGUACUGCAUACCAUUCGGGAGACUCCACCAAACCCCUCAGGGUUGUGUGCGCUGUCAAUUAGCAAUGACAAUUGCUAUUUGGCAUAUCCAGGAAGUGCAACAAUAGGAGAGGUACAAGUGUUUGACACCAUCAAUCUGCGCGCUGCUAACAUGAUCCCUGCCCACGACAGCCCGCUGGCGGCUUUGGCUUUCGAUGCGAGCGGUACUAAACUAGCCACAGCCUCAGAGAAGGGGACCGUGAUCAGGGUAUUCUCCAUUCCAGAGGGGCAGAAGCUGUUUGAGUUCAGGAGAGGAGUGAAGAGAUGUGUCAGCAUUUGUUCCCUUGCCUUCAGCAUGGAAGGACUCUUUCUCUCUGCCUCCAGUAACACUGAAACAGUUCAUAUCUUUAAGCUGGAGACCCAGAAGGAAAAGCCACAGGAAGAGCCCACAACUUGGACUGGCUAUUUUGGCAAAGUGCUGAUGGCCUCCACCACCUACCUGCCGGCCCAGGUGACGGAGAUGUUCAACCAGGGCAGGGCCUUCGCCACUGUCAGACUGCCAUUUUCAGGACACAAGAACAUCUGCUCGCUAGCCACAAUUCAGAAGAUCCCUCGUCUGCUGGUGGCAGCAGCGGAUGGCUACCUGUACAUGUAUAAUCUGGACCCACAAGAGGGGGGAGAGUGCACACUAAUGAAACAGCACAAAUUGGAUGGCAGUGUGGAGUCUGUCAAUGAGAUCCUUGAGCCAACAACCCACGACCGUCCGCUUGUGGCGCAGACUUACAAUGCCACAGUGUCCAAAGGCUACUCUGAGGAUCAGGGAGCAGUGGGGGGAGCCGGCAUGGAGGACGACAUGAGCUCCCUGCGUCUGGACGAGGAAAACGAGCAGCCUCCCAUGAUCUUGGAGACGGACUGAGCGCGCCCAGUGGGACAGGGAACGGGCACCUGCGUUACACAGCGGAAAGGGGUGGGGGGCACUCGUCCGGAGCUGCUACGAACUCGUAACUAAGCGGAAGGGUGGUUAAAUGAGACGUUUCAAAGCGGGCCUCAGCUGUAGACUAAUUCUCUCUCUCUCUCUGUCUCUCUCUCUGUCUCCGUCUCUCUCGCUCUCAGAUCCUCGCCUCCACUCCUUCCCUCGAGAGAGAGAGGAUUGGAGAAGAGGGAGAGAGAGGAGGAUAGUAUUUUUUUAUUUUUGGAAAAUCUCUGCUCAGCUCUUCCCUUCCCGGUUCUUAAAAAGAUACAAAUCACAGUGCUGCUCGCUGCUUAGCUUUGCAUGUACAUGUGCCAAGUGUAGGAAUCGCUCGUAAUAAUUUGCAUUCGUGUAGAUGGUUUCUGACUCGUACGGCGGGUGCUUCUCACGUUAAGUGUUGUCUGGAUCGUAGUGCUUUGUACAUUUGACAAGUUAGCAACUCCCAUCCCAGAAACCCGUUGUCAGAUGGCCGUUGGGGUAUGGUUUGAUUUGCUUGUGUCCAGCGUCCUGUAAGAGAGAUACUGAAGAGUGGCCGUCGGGGAGUAUACUCAAAGCUGGGGACGGGGAUUAAUUUUUCAGGCCCCGUCCUCUUUCCAUGACCCCUUCACAAACUCCAGGUGACACACAGCCUGCUGUAGGCUAGCCCUGCCUCCACUGCCCCCUCCUAUAGAGAUGGCCAUGACUCUGCUCCUGUCUCGUUAGUCAUUUUAUAUGGAGGAACGUAUCAAACGAUCUUCUUACCCGGUCUACAUUUUUUCAUUUUCGCUUCUUACAAGGCAUGCUGAUGUUAAAGGUUUGUGGUCAAAUGAGUAACCCAGUGUUUUCAGUAUGCCUGGAAUUAUGACCAGUUCUUGUUUUUAAAUGAAACAAUCUUAAAACUUUUGAAGACUGAACAAUAGCUACUAAACACUCAUGCAAAGACUUGCUUUUUGAUAAAGCUUUUUUCUUUUUUUGGCCUUGUUUUUGUUGUACGUUGUUGUUCGAAGGAGAGCCGAUUCCUCGGGUGUGUUUUUGAAAUGAAGACUGAGCCAAUCAGAGGAUGUUUCCAACCUGUUUUUUUUUUUCCAUAAAUAAAUUAACUGUGUUCCAGUCCUUUUCUCUGAAGCAUUUUGCGUUCAUGAAAAUUCUGAAAACGGAAGCUAAUGAUGUGCUUGAUUUCAGUCGCAGUCUCACAUCCUCGCGUGUGUCGAUUUAUGUAUCCUACCCAGCUUUAAAUGUUAAAUUAAACCCAUAAUCCUUUCAAUGAGAGACUGAGUUGUGACCCCUCAGACGUAGCCCAACUAGAAUGUCUUCAUAGUUCACAGUUUAUUUGCACACGGUUCAUUUUUUUUGUUUUUUAUUCCUGUGUUGACACACAUACUGCAUACGCACACACAUCAUCAUUUGGUGGUUGUGCACUGGUUGACUCACCAUGACCAUAUAUGGGUAAAUGGGGAAAUUCCAGUCGGUACAUCUGAUGUGGAGUUCAGGGGAGAGUUGGCUGGGAAUGGAACGUGUUUCCAUGCGGAGUCCCCAGAAGGGGCUACAGCAAGAUCAGAUGUGCUGCCUGAGACUCCUGCUUCCUGUCUCUGGAGAGCACAGGGUGAUGCAGAGCGGGGUGUCUCGCUAGUUGAGUCCGCUGCCUUUGGCUCCGAUUUUUGUCCAGGAAAUUGGAGCAAACAGUUAACUAAGCCUAUCUGACAUCUCUGGACUGUUACCUGCUAAGUCCUUUAAGAAAGAGAUGGUAGGGCUAUAAGGUAAUAAACUAAAAGUUUAUUUUAGUUUAUUACCUUAUGAACUUAAAUGCCCCAUAAAAUGAAAAACCACGCCCCUUAAAUGAGAAAUGAAUGGCAACAAAAAUGAAUGUAGUUUGUUAUAUCCGGUGGCAAGUGACAACUCCAAAUUAAAGGACCUGUAGGAAGCACUCUGUAAUCAAUUCUGAGCAUUUCUAAUGAUCCCAGCAUAUGAUGGGCCUGAAAUAGAUUUGUGAUGGCCAAUGUGCAUCUCAUUUCCUCACUUUAACCUGCAACUCUCCUCAUUUGUAACUCUUCAGGCAGAUUAAUUGUGACUGGAGUGGAGUAUCCUCUUGGCUUGACUUACACAUACAAUAAGGUUUAGCCCAGGAUCAAACUCACUGCAGUGGCCUAAGUGCCCAUAUUUCAGUGACAUAAUUGUUGUUCAACCCAUUUACAUCGAUUUUCUGAGACGGCCGAACUGAUGGAACUUGGAAGAAAAUGAAAAGGGGAGAGAAACGCUCUUACAAUAUAUCGGUCAAAUUUAAGGACGAUGUGCACUGCAGGUAGAUUUCAUAGGGCCCUUCUUAAAACUACUGAGUCUAUGAACUAGCAGCGCGAAGAGUGCCAUUACACUCUUGUGGACUUUGUGAUGCAUGUGUUUCUCAUGAGUCUGUACUGAAGUUGUGUAGAAGUACUCAUUUCAGUUUGUACUUCACAGCGGCGAAGCUUUCUUUCAAAGCAAUCUGUGGGCUGUCUAAUGCUAACCCACAGUAAGUGAGUUUUCUAAUCAUUUUUUUUUUUUGUAUGAAAUGUGAAUUGUUCCUUAUAAAAACUGAUCUAUAUACACAAAGGAGGAAUUUUCUGUGUAAAAUAAAAUAUGAUUCUAUGUGUGUGAAA
Messenger RNA from Anguilla rostrata (American eel), 4121 nucleotides. Its product is annotated as WD repeat domain phosphoinositide-interacting protein 2. Gene Ontology annotation, cellular component: phagophore assembly site membrane; cytosol; extrinsic component of membrane. The record is from RefSeq and is a predicted model, not a curated record. Gene Ontology annotation, molecular function: protein binding; phosphatidylinositol-3,5-bisphosphate binding; phosphatidylinositol-3-phosphate binding. The transcript has 12 exons. Bases 178 to 1455 code for a protein of 425 amino acids. Gene Ontology annotation, biological process: nucleophagy; protein lipidation; autophagy of mitochondrion. NCBI's taxonomy places the organism in Eukaryota, Metazoa, Chordata, Actinopteri, Anguilliformes, Anguillidae.